Drosophila simulans is the source of this 4616-nucleotide messenger RNA. RefSeq names its product guanylate cyclase 32E (gene Gyc32E). The record is from RefSeq and is a predicted model, not a curated record. The transcript has 23 exons. Gene Ontology annotation, biological process: protein phosphorylation; intracellular signal transduction; receptor guanylyl cyclase signaling pathway. Lineage: Eukaryota; Metazoa; Arthropoda; Insecta; Diptera; Drosophilidae. Bases 745 to 4320 code for a protein of 1191 amino acids. Gene Ontology annotation, molecular function: peptide receptor activity; guanylate cyclase activity; ATP binding.
CCAUAAUUGACUGUCAGACUGCAUGAGGAUGUAUUAUUGCAAUUUGGGGAAUGAAAAUUGGCUCGAUGAUAAUCAGGAACAGGAAACGAAAUGUGCUCAACACCCGUGAUGUUCGGUCAAGUCAUCACUGGGGUCACUCUAAACUUGAAACGAAUCAUUUUUGGCUGCCAAGAGGAACAAAUAAACAAAGUCCUUAGCAUCCUGUCGAAUUGUCCAACUGACCAACGGCAUCAGACGCCCACUUGUCCCGCUCGUGAUCCCCGAGGCUCUGCCGAUGCUGUCAUUCAUAGACCACUUAAUUCUGGCGCGUCCGUGCUGGCCACCCAAAAACCACCCACUGCUCCUCUUCGGAUCGGGAGUCCGGAACCAAUGCGAACUCCGCCGAGGCACACGAAGCACGGAGGCUAUAAAAGCAGGACCACGGACAACACGAACACAGUCUGCCACGGACUACGGGCGCGUUGAUUUGCCGGAACGGAGCACGGAAAAGCGGAGCAACAAGUUGAACUCUCAGGCUGAGAUAUACGCACACCUGUUGGGAUAAACGAGCCAUGGGAUUUGACUAAACAAAUGACAUCGGCUGUCCGCUGGGGCAUCUAGUGCUUCCGUGACCAUGUGAAAAUCCACGACCAUUAAGUGCUCCAAAGUCAGUUUGAUACAGUGGGGUCGGAUUCUGGAAUUGUCAGUUGCCGUGUCGGUGUCAGUUUCAGUUGCGUGUGAAAUAAAACUUUAUUGCCUUCGAGGAUGCCAGGUCCUUGCGCCUCCGCCGCUGCAUUCUCCUGCAUCCUUGUGCUCCUCCAGCUCGGCUGUCAGCGGAACAAUCCUCUGGCCGCCGGAGCCACCGUCUCCUCCAUGCGCCGACUGUCGGAUACGAUAAAUAUUGGAUUCCUGGCUGAAUAUUCUCAGAUGCGAGUGACGCUGGGCGGACUGCCGCUUGCCAUUGAGGAUGUGAACAAGAAUCCCAACCUAUUGCCGGGCAAGAAGUUGGCUUUCAAACCGGUUGACAUUGGUCACAAGAUGAGCGCGUACCGCGUGAAACCGUUGAGGGCGAUGACACAGAUGCGGGAAGCUGGCGUAACCGCAUUCAUCGGUCCCGACGAGAGCUGCACCACAGAGGCGCUGCUGGCCUCCGCCUGGAACACACCAAUGCUAUCAUUCAAAUGCUCCGAUCCAAUUGUCUCGAACAAAAGUACAUUUCACACCUUUGCAAGAACCUUAGCGCCGGCUUCCAAGGUCUCAAAAAGUGUUAUUAGUCUGCUGAACGCCUUCCAUUGGAAUAAGUUCUCCAUAGUAGUCAGCUCGAAACCGAUUUGGGGCUCGGAUGUAGCCCGUGCCAUUCAGGAAUUGGCGGAAGCCAGGAACUUUACCAUCAGUCACUUCAAAUAUAUUUCGGACUAUAUACCAACCACAAAGACACUUUCGCAGAUCGAUAAAAUUAUUAAGGAAACCUAUGCCACAACUCGCAUCUAUGUGUUCAUUGGGGAGCACAUUGCCAUGGUGGACUUUGUGCGAGGACUCCAGAAUCGACGGCUGCUCGAGAGUGGCGACUAUAUCGUGGUUUCCGUGGACGACGAGAUCUACGACUCCAAUCGAAGGGUGAACAUUAUGGAACGUAAUUAUUUAGAUCCUUAUAUUAGAAAAGAAAAGAGCAAAUCGCUGGACAAAAUCUCAUUUCGUUCAGUUAUAAAAAUAAGCAUGACAUAUCCACAAAACCCCCAUAUUCGCGACAUUUGUUCGAAAAUAAAAGAUUAUGCGCGAAAAACUCCAUUUCUGGUGCCAUAUCAUCAACGUGUCUUUGACAACAUAUCGGUCCCCAUAUAUGGCCUACAUCUUUACGACAGUGUUAUGAUCUAUGUUCGAGCUAUAACAGAAGUUUUAAGACUGGGCGGUGAUAUUUACGAUGGAAACCUGGUAAUGAGUCACAUUUUCAACAGGUCCUAUCAUUCCAUACAAGGAUUUGAUGUUUACAUAGACUCUAAUGGCGAUGCUGAGGGUAAUUACACAGUCAUCACUCUGCAAAACGAUAUGGGCAGUGGAACCUCGAUAGGUUCUCUAGCCAAGAUGUCCAUGCAGCCAGUUGGGUUCUUUGCCUACGACAAGAACUCUGUUAUUCCAGAAUUCCGCUACAUAAAGAACGAUAGACCCAUCCAGUGGCUAAAUGGUCGUCCUCCGCUCGCAGAACCCCUAUGUGGUUUUCAUGGCGAACUGUGUCCACGAAAGAAACUCGACUGGCGGUACCUGGUAUCAGGUCCACUAUGUGCCCUCGUUGUUGUCGUGGCUAUUGCUCUGCUAAUCAAGCAUUACCGGUAUGAACAGACUCUGGCAGGUCUUUUGUGGAAAGUGGAUAUGAAGGAUGUCACCGUCAUAAAUCUUGGCGAAUACAACAACCCCACCAAUAAGAAUAUAUUUCAAAUCUGCCGUCAAAGCAUUUUAGUGGUUGGUGAGCCCAACAAGCGGUCCUUUACAAAUAUAGCUCUAUUUCGUGGCAAUAUUGUGGCCAUGAAAAAGAUACACAAGAAGAGCGUAGACAUUACCCGAUCAAUUCGCAAGGAACUGAAACUGAUGCGAGAGGUGCGACAUGAAAAUAUUAUCAACUUCAUUGGAGCGUCCACGGAUCACGGAUCCGUGAUCAUCUUCACCACUUACUGUGCACGGGGCAGUCUGGAGGACGUGCUGGCCAACGAAGAUUUGCACCUGGACCACAUGUUCAUCUCCUCCCUUGUCUCCGAUAUACUUAAGGGAAUGAUCUACCUGCACGACUCGGAGAUUAUAUCCCAUGGCAAUUUGCGUUCCAGCAACUGUCUCAUCGACUCCCGUUGGGUGUGUCAAAUCUCGGACUUUGGACUGCACGAGCUGAAAGCUGGCCAAGAAGAGCCCAACAAGAGUGAACUGGAACUGAAACGUGCCCUCUGCAUGGCGCCGGAGCUUUUGAGGGACGCCUACCGACCAGGACGCGGAUCCCAAAAGGGGGACGUCUAUUCCUUUGGCAUUCUGCUCUACGAGAUGAUUGGCCGCAAAGGACCUUGGGGUGACACGGCCUACUCAAAGGAGGAAAUAAUUCAGUUUGUCAAGUGUCCGGAAAUGCUGCAGCACGGAGUAUUCCGACCUGCAUUGACGCACACUCACUUGGACAUUCCGGACUACAUUCGUAAGUGCCUGUGUCAGUGCUGGGAUGAAGAUCCCGAGGUCAGACCCGAUAUCAGGCUGGUUCGCAUGCAUUUGAAGGAGCUUCAGGCUGGCUUAAAACCCAACAUAUUCGACAAUAUGCUAUCGAUAAUGGAGAAAUAUGCUUACAAUCUCGAGGGUUUGGUUCAGGAGCGAACUAACUUGCUGUAUGAAGAAAAGAAGAAAACAGAUAUGCUCCUUUAUCAGAUGCUACCAAGACCUGUAGCUGAACUUCUGAAGCGAGGAGAUCCUGUCGAGGCUGAGUGCUUCGACUGUGUCACUAUAUUGUUCAGUGAUAUAGUCGGAUUCACCGAACUCUGCACCACCAGCACUCCCUUUGAGGUGGUGGAGAUGCUAAACGAUUGGUACACCUGCUGCGACUCCAUUAUAUCCAAUUAUGAUGUCUAUAAGGUUGAGACAAUUGGCGAUGCCUAUAUGGUUGUGUCCGGAUUGCCACUGCAGAACGGAAGUCGUCAUGCUGGGGAGAUAGCCUCACUGGCUCUGCAUCUCUUAGAGACGGUGGGAAAUCUGAAGAUCAGGCACAAACCCACCGAAACAGUUCAGCUGCGCAUCGGAGUUCACUCUGGUCCUUGUGCGGCAGGAGUGGUGGGUCAGAAGAUGCCCAGAUACUGCCUAUUCGGGGACACGGUGAACACAGCAAGUCGAAUGGAGAGCACCGGUGACUCCAUGAGAAUUCAUAUAUCCGAAGCCACCUACCAGCUGCUCCAGCUGAUCGGUAGCUAUGUGUGCAUUGAAAGGGGCCUGACCAGCAUAAAGGGCAAAGGCGACAUGCGAACCUAUUGGCUGACGAAGCGUCAGCAACCCGAGUUAACGCCGGAUUUGAUAAGCACCGUGGAUACUUUGGAUACCUACUGCUCCGGGACGCGAGAGAGCAUGGAGGUCUCAAUCCACCAAUAUUGUAGUCCGGCUCCGAAUAACUACAGAUUGGGAUCCUGCAACUGUGACACCAAGUGUUUAUAUAGCCGUCGAUCGGACGACAAUGUGACUAAUUCCCAUGGAACAUCCGAGUUUCCAAAGAUCAGUGAACCCGCGCAGGUCAACUGCAAUCAAUUAUGUGUUUGCCGAUUGAACAGCAGCCAAGUGUUUAAUAAUCGAGGUCCUCGAUCAGCGCCUAGUAUCACAUUUAGACUAUAAGGAUUCAAUUCUAUAUACUUAUCUUUAAGCUCCUUGAUCGAUGUAAGUUACUGGCGUCCAUUGCGGUUUGUGUGUUGCCGAAUUCGUAGCAUCUCUUUUACAAUAUUUUACAUUAUUUUUAAACAAAUUCCAGAAAAAUACUCCAUCAUAACACAUUGCAGUUCAAUUUUUCCGUCCAGUUACAAAGCUGAGUCUUUCAAUUAUUUAUAUUUUACAUCCAAUGAAAUAGGUACUCCGUUUGCCGAAUGGAUUUCUCUCAAAUAAAAACAUUUACAAUAAAAUUAGGUGUAAUUUUA